Molecule: messenger RNA, 3425 nt
Organism: Procambarus clarkii (red swamp crayfish)
Lineage: Eukaryota; Metazoa; Arthropoda; Malacostraca; Decapoda; Cambaridae
Product: dipeptidase 1
Biological process (GO): proteolysis
Molecular function (GO): metallodipeptidase activity
Source: RefSeq, a predicted model, not a curated record
AUAGGAGGAGGGUGUUAGGCGUCGCCGCUCCCCAGACUCUUGACUUUCUCGCUUUCCCUAGGUGCACGAAGCUCAAUGUUGUGUAUAUCUCUGAUUAAGUUUCCCGGCUGUGUUAUGUGAUGUUAUUUAGAGUGAAUAAGCAAAUGAAUAAACGAUUAGUCAUGUGAAAGGAAAUAGCCACGGAGUCCCUAGCUGACCUGAAUGAAAUCGCCAAUUAAUUUGUGUGUAAUGGGAUUGGUGGACAAGGCGAGAACGUGUUAAACUUGCAAUGGUGCUCGGUUAUCAUUCCCCGGAUAUCAAUGGCCAUGACCAGUGACACUAGUUGAUCCACAUUAUAACAUCUGUUGAGGUUUAUGGAUUGACUUUGAUCAACACACUCCAUUCACAGGGAUGUACUGGUGCGUGGUGGUGAUGGUGGUAGUGUCGGGCUGCGGUUCGAGCCCCCUUCCAGUGCGGGUGUCCGCCCACGCCUCCCACCAGGAGCGCCUCCAGGCCGCCCGCGCCCUUCUGAACGAGUCCCCGCUCAUUGACGGACACAACGACAUGGCGUGGAACGUUCGCAUGUUCCUCCAUAACAAGCUUCACUCCUUCAACCUCUCGAGCGACCUGAGCCAGGAGAAGCCCUGGAUGAACUCUCCCUUCUCCCACACCGACCUGCCCAGGCUCAGGCAGGGGCAGGUGGCCGCUCAGUUUUGGUCGGUGUACGUACCGUGCGAGUCGCAGUACCUCAACACGGUGCAGCUUCUGCUGGAGCAGAUCGACGUUGUGAAGCGCAUGUUGGCUGCCAGUCCUGGAGAGACCACUCUCGUCAGGUCCUCAGCAGGGAUCCUGGAGGAGUUUGGGCGUGGGCGUGUGGCCAGUCUGAUGGGCGUGGAGGGCGGGCAUGGGUUGGCCAGCAGCAUGGGCGUCGUGCGGGCGCUCUAUGACCUGGGUGUCCGCUAUGUCACCCUCACACACAAGUGCCACACACCCUGGGCGGAGUGCUCUGAGUCGGGACGCCCACCACCCAACACCCGCGGCCUCACGCCCUACGGCCAGGAGAUUAUCCGGGAGAUGAACCGCGUGGGAUUGAUGGUGGACGUGGCUCACGCCUCGGCCAGGACGGCGCGGGACGUGGUGGCCUCCUCCCGCGCCCCCGUCAUAUUCUCUCACUCAGCAGCCCGCGCCCUCUGUGACAUUGAGAGGAACGUCCCCGACGACAUCCUCAGUUCCCUGGCGGUGAACGAGGGCAUCGUGAUGGUCAGUUUCUACAAUGACUUCCUGACGUGCGGCGAGGCGGCUUCUAUUAAGGACGUAAUAGGUCACAUCAACCACGUCCGCACCAUGGCUGGCGUCGACUAUGUGGGUCUGGGAGCGGGCUUCGACGGCAUCAACAGGACUCCCACGGGCCUGGAGGACGUGUCCAAGUAUCCUGAGCUGUUCGCCGAGCUGCUGAAGGAUCCGUCAUGGUCUCUACAGGACCUAAAGAAGCUAGCAGGACUCAAUCUUCUUCGGGUCUUCAGGCGAGUGGAACAGGUGCGGGAGGAACUAGCACUGGAGAAGCCGUCCGAAGAUAUCAUCCCCAUCCACGAUAUCGACACUCGCUGGCCUUGUAGGUACAAGUUCGCCAGCCUGGAGGACGCCCCCACCUGACCUACCAUGCCAGCUACAACCUCUAGCCAAGCUGCACCGCCUACUAUAUUCCUGUCUGUACGGGCCAAUCGGAGCUUAUAAGCUGACCCUCUUGUGACAGAAGCGUCAGCCUGGUGGGUGAUUCAGUAUGACCCCAUCUGGUUUACGAGUGACGCAGUUUCCAAACAGGAGGAGACAUAGCCCUCCUGCAGUGUAACAAGCGAAUCACGAUGGCCGACGCACUCUUUCAGCCUCUCCACACGCCUUGCAACCUCUCCAUACGCCUUGCAACACUCCCGUCACAGUGGACCAAACAUGACUUCUCCUAGCUGCAACCUGGACUAUGUUGACAUCAUUUCUCUGGUCUGCAGUAGGUGACUUACCUUAUAAGAUUUCAUUCACACACGGAACAAAUCUUACACACUCUAGGCAUUUUCUAGGGACGAUAUAUAUACAGUUUUAGAACACGAUUAGUUGUUGCCCAUUCUUUAUAAUCAUCCAACGAGAGGUCAUGCUACCGGUACAAGGCUGUGCAGACUACAGUACCUAGAAUACCGCUGUACAUAGUUUUUCAGUUGCUUCUGUCCUCUGAUUUAGAAAUGAUCUGAAGAGGACGACCUUGAAACCUGUGUUUGGGUGUUAAUGACUAUUGUCGUGCGGGCAUUAGGGACUUGUACUGCAUUACCGGUCAAUAAUUUAGUGUUUAUCUGCGACUCAUUGCUCAAGCAUCGCUCUAGAGGUACUAAGCCAGCUGUGAAAGUUAAUGUAGUAGUAUCUACCCAAACUGUAGAGGCAGUGCCUUCAGCUGCAGUAGUAAACACUGCAGCUGUAGAGGCCUUUCAUGCAGCUAUAGUUGUAACCGUUACAGCUGUAGUAGUAUAAUUUACAGCUGUUGAGGCAACGUUUCCAUGCUGCCUCAGCUGAUAUAGGCGAAGUUUCAAUACCUAUAGGAAAUUAACAUUGCUUAGAGUGACUACAGGAAGAUCCUUGGCAGCUGCAUGAACUGUCAAGGCAUAUUGUUGCCAUAUUCCCUACAACUUCUGUUCCCACGUCGACUCCUCUAAAACGUUAGGGCCAGCCUCUAUACCGUUAGUCAGUCCCUAAAGUUCAGAGUUUAUACAGCUCUGCAGCAUUAGGGACAGUCUCUACAACGUUAGGGCCAGCCUCUAUACCGUUAGUCAGUCCCUAAAGGUCAGAGUUUAUACAGCUCUGUAGCAUUAGGGACAGUCUCUACAACGUUAGGGGCAGACUCUGCAAUGUUAGGAGCACCCUAUACAUUGUUUAAAAACAGCCUCUACUACAUUAGUAAUAGUGUCAACAUCGUUACAGACAACUUAUGGAAAGUUAGGAACAGUCUGUACAAUGUUAGAGACAGACUCCAAAACAACAACAGUAGCAACAUCAACAACAACAACACUUUUCAUAAUACUAGUUUCCAAAAUGGCAUUAAAAAAAUUCAGUCUAAGAAAGAAGCUAAUCAUAUUUUUGCUAGGCAAAAUGUAAUCAUUUAUAGGCCUAAUAAUUUUAAUUUGAGGCUUAUACUUAACUCUAAUCGCAAAAAACAUGGCUUUUCAGCCGCACAGAGUACUCACUUUGUUCAUAUAUUCAUUUAGAUUUUUAAUUUGUAUUAUGUAUCUAAAAGCAAAUUUGCCCAUAUAGGUGACUUGAGCUGUUGUCGUGUAAAGGUGGAGACGCCACUAGAUCCAACCCGUUCUCGCGCUUUCUUAGAGUCAAUAUUGACUUAUUAAAUAAGUGCAUAUGUGAUAUACUAAUUUAUUAUGAAUAUUUUAGUUUACCUUGAAAAGCUUCAUAGA